AUCCAUUUUUCAGCCGCUUGACAUUAAACUAGCGCAUGUCGAACACAAUUUUCACAGCAUUUUGUCGAUAAUUUAUAAGAUUUGUUUCUUUUUUGCGUGGAAAAAAUAAUCAUUUUGAAUUCAAAACGUGUAUAUCAGGUGUUAUUUAUACAAGUGAAUCCAAGUAAAUAAAUGAGUUUUAAUGUCAUCGUAAAGUAAACGAAUCAUAAAUCUUACGUGACGUCCUAGAUUUCAUACAACUGUAAUUGUUGGUGUUUGUGUGUGUGUGUCGAUUUUUAUUUUAAAAAACCGUCACAUUGGAAGGCAAAAUUUUUUCGGCGGUGAACAGUUUUCUCACUGCAUCAACAAAGGAAAUAAGGCAGCUAAUGACUCGAAAUAACAAUGAGCGGAAUGCAGCGAACACGGAUUAUGAAAAUAAUAUCGAGCAAGUGGACUCGAUUUCAGAUGCGAGCAGUAUAAUACGGUACACCGAUGGAAGUCAAGAUAUAUCGGUUGAAUCACCGAUUCCAUGCCGCAGUGCUAAUUCAAGUACGGAUGGUGUAUUCUUUUCAUCAUCAUCUGGGCGUAAAGUUAUCGACAAUCGCCGAUUGAUAUCAAAAAGCCAAAUGAAGGAAUUCCGUGAGGCGUUCAGACUGUUUGACAAGGACGGAGAUGGAUCGAUUACCAAAGAAGAAUUGGGAAGUGUUAUGCGCUCAUUGGGACAAUUUGCACGUGUUGAAGAAUUACGCGAUAUGCUUUUGGAAAUUGAUAUUGAUGGCGACGGGAAUGUGAGUUUUGAAGAAUUUGUCGAUAUUCUUAGUAAUAUGACCGAUGCUACCGCCGAAUCUUCAGCUGAUCAAGAAGAACGUGAAUUGCGCGAUGCUUUUCGUGUCUUUGAUAAACACAAUCGAGGAUAUAUUACAGCUUCCGAUUUGCGUGCGGUCUUGCAAUGUUUGGGUGAGGAUCUGGAUGAAGAUGAAAUCGAAGAUAUGAUCAAAGAAGUUGAUGUAGAUGGCGAUGGUAGAAUCGAUUUUUAUGAAUUUGUACAUGCAUUAGGCGAACCAGAGGAUUCACAGGAGAAUGAAGAAGACGAUGAACUAUUUUCACCACUACCAGUAACCAAAUCGAUUACAGUCAACGAUUGUGAUGACAAUCUAUCACAAUAAAAUGGUAUAUCAAUCCAACAAAACAAACAAAUUAUGAGCUCACAGUCUAUUUAACAUAAGAACCAUUUUAAAAACAAUCCCAUUUUGGAAUACAUAUAUAAAUAUUUACUCAAUCGCUUCAUUUGUUUUUCUAAACUUAUUACAUAUCCAACAUCACAAUUCAUAAUCCAUGGUACUUUCAUUUCUUAUCAAUUUGUAAUAGAUCAUCAAAUAUAUUCACUUUAAUCAUUACAA
Molecule: messenger RNA, 1379 nt
Organism: Contarinia nasturtii (swede midge)
Lineage: Eukaryota; Metazoa; Arthropoda; Insecta; Diptera; Cecidomyiidae
Product: calmodulin-A
Exons: 7
Coding region: 366-1145 (259 amino acids)
Molecular function (GO): calcium ion binding; enzyme regulator activity
Source: RefSeq, a predicted model, not a curated record